Messenger RNA from Parus major (Great Tit), 3088 nucleotides. It is a transcript of the gene SPG21, whose product is annotated as SPG21 abhydrolase domain containing, maspardin. Gene Ontology annotation, cellular component: cytosol; trans-Golgi network transport vesicle. Gene Ontology annotation, molecular function: CD4 receptor binding. NCBI's taxonomy places the organism in Eukaryota, Metazoa, Chordata, Aves, Passeriformes, Paridae. Bases 1629 to 2600 code for a protein of 323 amino acids. The transcript is spliced from 8 exons. The record is from RefSeq and is a predicted model, not a curated record.
AACUGGAGACGUGUGUAAGCUGAAGCUGAUGGUGACCUGGUGACCUUCAGAUUUGGGAAUGCCUCACCCUCUUGAGUUCUGCUGUCUCCUCAAAAGGCAAAUGAUGCCACAGUGGUGAAUGUGGGGUAUGAAGAAAUAAACUAACUAGUCCUGGUUAUUGGAGAAAGAAUUAAAAAAAAAGCCCAAUUUGAAAAUGUAAUUAAUCUCUGAAGCAGUCUUUGGGAAUACAUUUUCCUGCAUUAUCCCCCCAGAAGUGCAAAGCAUGUGCAGUACAGAGGAGGAAGUGACCAGCCUUGGUAAUUGCUGUCAGAUCAACCUAAGGAAGCAGAGCCAGAGCAGUUUGUUUGAGAAUAUGCUGAGAUGUUUCUCCUGACAGGCACAGGAAAUGCACAGCUCCAUUCUCCUUCCUGCCCUGGUCAGAUAUAGGAAGUACAGCACAGAAAAUAACAUUUUUUAACCAAAUCUCCUGCUUUGCCUGUGUGCCUCCAUUUGCAUAUACCACUCAUUCCCUUAUCUGAGUGCAUCCUAAAAGUUUCUAUCAAGGGACACCCUGGCCCUGCUAAAAAGUUCUAGUCUUUGUUUUGAGGCAGUGCAGAUUUUAUCUUCUAUGUGAAUUGUAGCUGAUCUUGAUGGAUCAACCAGAAAAAGAAAAAGGUUGGUGACCUCCCAAGUCAGGAGUUAACCACACUGCUGCCUACACAGCUCAGGAGCUGGAGUUAACUGUCCAGCAUGUGCCUAGAAAUCAACCAGAACAGGUACUUAAACCAUUGAUUCACUGUCUGAGCUCCAGGAAAGAAAUGUCACCUCUCAGCCUCAGCUCUCUUGGCAUGAACUGACUUUGGUGUUGUUAUUUCAAAGACUACAGUCUGCCUUUGGAAAUACUCCUAAAGGUAAACUUGGUAGUUGCCACCCUGAGUGGAUCCCACAUUGCUGAUGGAAUGACAGCUAAGAACAGCAAGGGCUGGAGCCCAGGGGUUGUGGGGAAGGAGUUGUGGGGAUUGGAAGGGCUUUUGUACAUGCUCUUUAUGUUUAAAUGGUUUAUGUUUAAAUGGUUUCAGUGGUCUGGAAGCUCUGGUAUGCAAUCUGUCUUUUUUUUUUAUAGGGACUUUAGAAAACAACGUUAUCAUGUGAUUCCUCACAUGCUCCCAGAGCCUGAAAUACUGGCUUUAUUAGGAGCAGAUUUGUUAGUCAAGCAAAUCUGAUUUGUGAUACACUGUUCUCCUCUGAUUGCUGAGAAGCUUAACUGCUGGGUUGAAAAAGCAAAUUGUGCUUGUAUAUUACUGUUCAAAAAGCUAUAAAAUCUUGAUACAGAGGAGAGAUGCAUUCUGGCUGCUUGACUCAGGCUUUCCCUAGAGGUUUCUGCUUGUUAAUCUGGUACAAGAUGCAGCUUCUGCUGGGUUGUGGAACUGAAAGAACAUCUAGAGUAUAGAAAGCAGUUUCUGGUAGAACAGGCCUUGUCGAAACAAGUCAGGCUUUGGUGCUGCUAGAAAAGAAGACACAAUUCUUAACACUUCUGAAGGUACUAAUUAUGCUAGGACUUGUGCUACUGUAUGAGGAGCUGCUCAUUAAGGAUAGCACCUGUAUGUGAGUAAUCUCCCUCAGCCAGCUGUGUGUCCUGGGCAAUCCAGAUGCUCCUGAGAUGCUGCCAGAUAAUGGAAGCAUUUUUCCCUCCAGGUCAGCCUUGCAGUGCUGCCCUGGGAGUUGUGUGUGUCUCUUUCUGGCAGACAACUAUAAUAGUAGAUGAUGACGACAGUAAAGUCUGGUCGCUGUAUGAUGCAGGACCGAGGAGCAUUCGCUGCCCACUCAUAUUUCUCCCUCCUGUGAGUGGAACUGCAGAUGUGUUUUUCCAGCAAAUUCUGGCACUGACUGGAUGGGGCUACAGAGUUAUUGCUUUGCAGUAUCCAGUGUACUGGGAUCACCUCGAGUUCUGUGAUGGAUUCAGGAAACUCUUAGACCACCUUCAGCUGGAUAAAGUUCACCUUUUUGGAGCUUCUCUGGGAGGCUUUCUGGCUCAAAAAUUUGCUGAAUAUACUCACAAAUCUCCCAGAGUUCAAUCUCUGAUCUUGUGUAAUGCCUUUAGUGACACUUCCAUUUUCAAUCAGACGUGGACAGCAAACAGCUUUUGGCUGAUGCCUGCUUUUAUGCUGAAAAAAAUUGUCCUUGGGAAUUUUGCAUCUGGUCCUCUAGAUCCUGAAAUGGCUGACGGGAUCGAUUUCAUGGUGGACAGGCUGGAGAGCCUGGGCCAGAGUGAGCUGGCCUCAAGACUCACCCUCAACUGCCAGAACUCCUAUGUAGAACCUCACAAAAUCCGAGACAUCCCUGUAACCAUUAUGGAUGUGUUCGACCAAAGCGCGCUUUCAACAGAAGCAAAAGAAGAAAUGUAUAAGCUUUACCCUAAUGCCAGAAGAGCUCACCUCAAAACAGGAGGCAACUUCCCCUACCUCUGCAGGAGUGCUGAGGUCAACCUGUACAUUCAAAUCCAUUUGCUGCAGUUCCACGGGACCCGGUACGCAGCCAUCGAUCCCUCCAUGGUCAGUGCAGAAGAGCUGGAAGUCCAGAAGAUCAGCCUUCACACCAGCAACGAGCAAGAAGAGCAGUAGGCUUGGGAGUGCCAGUGAAACAGAGGCAUUGGUUUGGUGGUCUUCCUGUGUACAAUCAACUGUUCCCACUCUGCCUUUUCCCUUCUGUUAGCCGAUUAUCACUGUGUGAUUCCAACUGGAUCAAGUCAGUGAACUACCCGUGAACAGCAACCUCCAGCAGUGUAAUGGAAUAGAUCUGUUUAAUUUUUAGUCUUUGGAUUCAAGGAAGCAUCUUUGAAGACUACACUUUUAAAAAUAAAGACAUUUUUUUCUACCAAAGUCUUCACUAUAUCAUGUUCUUAAGCAGAACGGUAUUUCUUUUUAUAUUUUUCACUUGGCUGUAUAUAUUACCACAUGCAGAUUGUGUACUUAUAAGCUGACAUAUAUUUUUGUUGAAUAUUUGAUUUAAAAGAUGUUUAAGUGUCAACGUUGCCAUCACUUACUUGCUUGGUACAUUGUGUUGUUAGUUUGUUUCUAUUUGAAAUAAAGCAUUUGAAUUUUUAACUUUC